Messenger RNA from Esox lucius (northern pike), 3721 nucleotides. RefSeq names its product erythropoietin receptor (gene epor). Gene Ontology annotation, cellular component: external side of plasma membrane; membrane. NCBI's taxonomy places the organism in Eukaryota, Metazoa, Chordata, Actinopteri, Esociformes, Esocidae. The record is from RefSeq and is a predicted model, not a curated record. The transcript is spliced from 8 exons. Gene Ontology annotation, molecular function: protein binding; cytokine receptor activity. Gene Ontology annotation, biological process: positive regulation of cell population proliferation; hemopoiesis; cytokine-mediated signaling pathway. The coding region runs from base 277 to 1827 and encodes 516 amino acids.
CAUACUCUAGUCCAACCCACUGACAUGAGUCAAACAACUGAAUGCUCCUCCUCUGCAGUUGGGUUUUAGAAGAAAGUAAACAGCUUGGCUAUAGGACAUUCACACCUUAUCUCCUGUGAUACACGUGCACAACUGUGUGCCACUAUCCUUGGUAUCUUAAAGACAGACUGUCACAAAGUGAGAAGGAGAAAACAGAACAUUUGGAAAAAAGUUGCCAGCCAGUUAUGCGGUAUAACAGAACACGGAGGCCUCUUUGUUCUCAAAGGAGAAAAAAAGAUGACAAAUGAUCAUUUGAAAAAGCUGUUGGUAUAUUGUAUGUUAUGUUGCACUCAGAAAAUCAUCGUGCAGGGUGCACAGACUUUCCAAACUAAAGUUGCUCUGCUUCGCCAUGUUGAGCCAAAUAACCCAAAGUGCUUUGCUGAAGGAAUUCGGGACCUCACCUGCUUCUGGGAGGAGGAUGAGGAAAGGGCUGGUUCUGCUAAACAGUAUUCCUUCAUAUACACAUACCAGAAUGAGAACAGCAGUGAGUGUAACGUGACUGCACUACCAGCAGCCGGCGGCAGAAUACUGUAUUUCUGCAGGUUGUCCCAGACUCAGUUGUUCGUGCCUCUUGACAUCCAGGUUUUUCGGGAUGGACUGCUCAUCCACAACCGCAGGCUUCACAUCGAGCUUUUUUUCCUGUUAGACCCACCUGUCAAUUUGACAGUGAAGCGUACAGAGAAGCAGGGCCAACUGAAAGCUAGCUGGAUGCCUCCCCCUCUCAAGUACCUGGAUGACAGCAUGAUGUAUGAAGUCAGCUACGUCAUUGCAGGGACCCAAAUGGGGCAGGUGGAGGAGGUACGAGCGAGCUCUGAGGUCAUCUUGCUAGGUCUGCAACCAGGUGCCAAGUACAGUGUGCGCAUUCGUGUCAAGCUAGACGGCGUUAGCUACAAUGGCUACUGGAGCGCCUGGACGGACCCCGUACUGAUGGCAACGUUGCCUGGCGACCUGGACCCUCUAAUCGUGUCCCUGACUCUCAUCAUUUCCCUCAUACUCACCCUGCUGUCCCUCACCGUGCUCCUGUCCCAUCGCAGGUUCCUAUUGAAUAAGAUCUGGCCAGUCAUUCCCAACCCUGAAAGCAAGUUUCAAGGAUUAUUUACUGUUUAUGGUGGUGACUUUGAGGAAUGGCUGGGCUACAGCGCUGGAGGGUUAUGCUUGAGGCCAGCCUACUUCUACUCUGAGGAACUUCCAGCUCCAUUAGAAGUUCUCUCAGAGGUCAGCCUCGACUUACCCAGCUCUCCCUUGCCGCCCAAGGCUAAACAGGCACCUGGCGAAGAUGAGAAGCUGAAGAGGAUAGACUCAUUGAUGGAGAGAUGGAGAGAAACGCCUCAUGAACACUGGCUGAUGGACCAGCUACGGGUCCUACAUCAGCUCCCUGGACCCCAGUGUUCUCAACUGGAAUCUCAGGACGCCUAUGUAACCCUCAAUGCUCAGAACCACAGUGGAGAGGAGCCUCUGGAUGAUAUACUGGAGGAAACCUUGCCCUUGCAGGCUCUCUUUGCCUCUGGAAGGACAUGCUCUGAAUCUCACUCAGACCUGGGAUCCCUCCAACAGAGCUCAGGGUCAGGCCGUCUCUCGACCCAGUCCAGCUUUGAGUACCCAAACCACACCUGGCCACCCAAAGGCCCUGGGUACACCUACAUGGCUGUGGCCGACUCAGGUGUCUCCAUGGAUUACAGUCCGAUGAGCUCUAGUAGGAUUGAUUACAUGGGGAAGGGAGUUAUCUAUACCAAUGAGUACAGGAAUGAGAUCCCUGCACACAGACAACCCAUCCCAUUUGCAUUCUGAAUUAAAGCUAAGCUUAUGCACCACUCGUUCAGUGGAAGUUUGAAGCUUCAAUGAUGCAAAAAACUAAAACAAGACUGAAAUAAUAUUUACCAUUAGUAUGUUUGGCCAAGGCUUCUUCAUUGACCUUCCUCCUGUCAAAAUUCCAGGAUGUUGCCUAACAGCCAAACUAAAAUGUAAGUUGAAGGGCUUUGGUCAGGAAGGGAUGUUUUCCUGAUGAAACUCAGUGUCAAAAGGCAAUUUCCACAAAAUACCUUAAUUCAAAAGGACUGCUGUUUGAGAAAUACAUGAACAAAUGAAACUCUUAUGAUUUUGUUAAACACAUGCAAUACAUGAUUUAAAUGUAAUUAUACAUCUUUUCGGUAAAUUCACGAGGUUAUUCUGUAUUGUUUUAAUGAAAUAACUAAGCGAAGUUGACAAUUGUAAAUAUUGUUUGUCUACUGUGGAUUGUACAAGAGUAUAUAAAAUAACUAUGUAACUUUAGUCUUACAUGAAACACCUGCAGGUAGUGUAAGGUGUACAAAACAGUGUUUAGGAAAUGCAUCAUAUUUCAAUAUGAUUCCGUUGUACAGCUCUUACAUGCAAUGCUUAAAUCUACAAAGGUUGUAAAAGUCAAGGUUUUCACCUCCAAUAAGAUAUUAUCAAACAUUUUGGGAAAUCAUAAGCAUCUAGAAAUGCCCUUGAAGAGGUUUGAGAAACCAAGGAUUACAGGGUUACAAAAAGGUUGUGUAUUCCUAAAACGCUGUCCCUAAAAAGCUAAGGGAGAACACAUGUUCCUGAUUAAAUCCUAAGCAAAUCUCAUAAAUCUUGAAACUGUAAAUAUUUAGUAUCUGUCAUAAUAUAUGGGUAAAGAACUUAGUCAAUAUAAGUUGCCCCAUUUUUUAAUCUGUAAAAAGUUGUAUGCGUUGGCACAUGUGAAUUUGACAACUCAAUGUGUAAGUCACUCUGGUUAAGUGUCUGCUAAAUGAAAUAACCAAUUGGGAAAAAAUGUAUUGACGCCAAAACAUCGAUUUUAACAGAUUACGCUUAGGUGGGGUUCUGCUCUGUCCAGGGAAGAUAAAGAACAAUGAAGGACAUGUUUUUGUAGGACAAAACAUCUUUCCCCAAGAUAGGGAAAUAUAUUUGAAAGAAUUUAAAGUGUUUAUAAAAAGGCAUGUAAAUGUGUGUAUUAAAAUUGUCUUUGGAUUUUGUUAUACAUUUUCUAGCUUUAUUUCUUUGCUUUUCAGUAUAAUUUUGAAAUAGUCUGAUUAAUGUUAUCACUACAUCCCAUAAUACUACUGUGAUAUCACUACUGAGCCUCUGACAAUCUACAAUUGUUGUAGAUAUGUAUGUGGUCAAAUAAUGUCAGUAUCAUGCCUAAAAUAUAACAUUCAGGUUUAUAAAAUCAGAUGCUUUGCCAUUUUACAUAUCUUCUGGUGUAUGUAAUUUUUUUUACACAACUUAAAAUGUUUUGACAUUAAACUGUGUACCAUUGUGUUCUCAUUAUAUAUUAACUGAGAAAAUGUUGUGGAUGGAUAUAAAAAAAAAAACACCUAUCCAAAAAAGACAUCAGUAAACAUGUUCUGCCCCAGUUUUGCCAUUUAACCCACAGUACUAGCCUGACCACUGAUAUCAGUCAGUUUCAUGGGGGUUUGUAUUUACAUGGUUGUAAAUAGUUGUGCUGACCUCUGGGCUAUGCAGCAGUUGUUUAUUAGUAAAUUAACUACACAUUAGAUCAGUAUUUUCUACAGGAUUCUUUGUUACUACUGGGGGCACCAACUGAAAAUCUACCAGCAGCCACUAAAAAAUUUUUUAACAGCCAAAAUGUUACCCAAUUACAUGCAGCAUGUUUCUAAAUAAUAAAUGUAUUCCAUGUAACAAGUAAUGCUGUAUUUAAUAAAAAUGUCAAAAAUCGUGA